Molecule: messenger RNA, 564 nt
Organism: Dicrocoelium dendriticum
Lineage: Eukaryota; Metazoa; Platyhelminthes; Trematoda; Plagiorchiida; Dicrocoeliidae
Source: the annotation of a GenBank genome assembly
CUAAAUUGGUGACCCCGAAUCCGGAUCAACCUCCGCGCCGGAUAUUUGGAACUUUUCUCUGGUGAGCUCGUUCCAUUUAUUUUUCAUAUUUUCCGGUUUUAUUUUUGCAUACGGUAGCCUAUUUUUUGCGUCAUUCUUUUAAACCAUGGAAUCUGUAGGCCAUAACGUAGAGUCUCUACUUAGUGUUGUAUCUCUCUCUGUUCCACCUUUUUGGGACAUGGAUCCUCUUUUGUGGUUUGCUCUUCUUGAGGCUGAGUUUUACAACCACAGAAUCACUUCCGACUACGCGAAGUAUUGCAAGCUCCUGUCCUAUCUCCCCAAGGAGAUAUCAACGCAGGUUCGUGACGUUAUCAUUUCUCAGACCGAAAACCACUAUGAGGCUCUCAAGGAGGCCACGAUUAAGCGUGUUAUGCCCUCUGAGAAAGUUCGCCUGCAGCAGCUUUUCAGGGAUCUGCAAUUGGGCGACAAACUGCCCUCAACCCUGCUACGCGAGAUGCAGCAACUCCUUGGUUCAUCAACCAUGGACGAGACUUUACUUCGCGAACUAUGGCUACAACGGCUACG